AGCUGGUAAUGGUAAUUUUCCAAAACCAAGAGGCGGAGGUGACGUCACGGCAGCGACUCCACCUGGAAGUGUGAUGUGGCUGAGUGGAUCUGUAGAACCAUGUCUGCCAUUUUUAACUUCCAGAGCCUAUUAACAGUGAUUCUACUGCUGAUUUGCACAUGUGCUUAUCUCCGAGCUAUGAUGCCCAAUCUUCUGGACAAAAAUAAAACUGGAGUACUUGGAAUAUUUUGGAAGUGUGCACGGAUUGGUGAACGGAAAAGUCCUUACGUUGCUGUAUGUUGUGUGGUGAUGGCGUUCAGUAUCCUCUUUAUGCAAUGAACUCCCAGGGACUUAAGAUGCUCAUUUUUGUUGUGGAAUACAUUUUUCGCCUUCGAUAAUGUGCGUGUAUAGAAAAUCGGGACCAACCGGUCUUGCAGAGAAAAGUCUCCAGAUGUUGACAGUUGGAAGACAACUAAGAAGA
This is a messenger RNA of Rana temporaria (common frog), 460 nucleotides long. RefSeq names its product transmembrane protein 167A (gene TMEM167A). The record is from RefSeq and is a predicted model, not a curated record. Gene Ontology annotation, biological process: intracellular transport; protein secretion. The transcript is spliced from 4 exons. NCBI's taxonomy places the organism in Eukaryota, Metazoa, Chordata, Amphibia, Anura, Ranidae. Bases 100 to 318 code for a protein of 72 amino acids.